Messenger RNA from Columba livia (rock pigeon), 807 nucleotides. It is a transcript of the gene SELENOH, whose product is annotated as selenoprotein H. The transcript is spliced from 5 exons. The record is from RefSeq and is a predicted model, not a curated record. Gene Ontology annotation, cellular component: Golgi apparatus. NCBI's taxonomy places the organism in Eukaryota, Metazoa, Chordata, Aves, Columbiformes, Columbidae.
UGGCAGCGAGGAGCGGGGGCGGCCCGGUUGCCCGGCACGCGGGCUCCGGAGCGCCGUUCGGCCCCGCCCCCUGCCCACCCCGGAGUCUCGCCCUAGUGGCGGAGGCCGGCGCGGUGCCCCGCGGUCGCGGCACGUGUUCGGCGCGGCGCUGCAGGAUCCCUGUCCCCGCACCGCGGGACCCCGGGGUAGCCCCCCGAGCUCGGCCCGGCCCCACCAGCCGGCGCUCUCCCCAGGAUGGCUCCCCGCGGGCGGAAGCGCGGGGCCCGGCCGGCGGUGCCUGAGGCUGCAGAGCAGGCGGAUGCCCCGCAGAAGCGGCCGCGCGCCCAGGGCCAGGACAGCCCGGGGGGCACCGGCCCCCGCGUCGUCAUCGAGCACUGCAAGAGCUGACGGGUGUUUGGGCGCAACGCGGCGGCGGUGAGCGAGGCCCUGCGCGGGGCCAUGGCCCACCUCCCCGUGGACAUCAACCCCCGGCAGCCGCGCAGGAACAGCUUCGAGGUGUCCCUGGUGAAGGAGGAUGGCAGCACCGUGGAGCUGUGGAGCGGCAUAGGGAAGGGGCCCCCCCGCAAACUGAAGUUCCCCCAGCCAGAGGCCGUGGUGGAAGCGCUGAAGAGCAACUUGGCAUAGAGGUGGCAGCCAGCCAAGCCGGGACCAGCACUCGCAGCAUGAGCACCCAUGAAGAGGCGAGACGAAGUGGGGGGCACUGUCACCCCAGUCCUGUCUCCGAUGCUGCAGCUCUGCUGUGGGCAGCUCUCCCCACGUCCCCCUCGUCCCCCUACUGUUCCCCAAUAAAGCUCAGCAGCCCCACAA